This is a messenger RNA of Canis lupus familiaris (dog), 2105 nucleotides long. It is a transcript of the gene SLC17A3, whose product is annotated as solute carrier family 17 member 3. Gene Ontology annotation, biological process: monoatomic anion transport; urate transport; transmembrane transport. The record is from RefSeq and is a predicted model, not a curated record. Gene Ontology annotation, molecular function: urate transmembrane transporter activity; xenobiotic transmembrane transporter activity; toxin transmembrane transporter activity. The transcript is spliced from 14 exons. Lineage: Eukaryota; Metazoa; Chordata; Mammalia; Carnivora; Canidae. Bases 249 to 1730 code for a protein of 493 amino acids.
AUGCCUGCUGUGGAACUCAGACUAGAGUACUGAGCAAAAAGAUAUCAUCCAUGUCCAUAUGGAAGGAAGCAAGGCAGUCAGUAAACAAACCACAUGUUGAGUGAUGCAGUCCCAGCCCCAGGGUAACAAGGAGUCCUCAGCGGGUCUGCCAGCGAGGAAGGGCCAGAGGGCGAAGAAGGAGCGGGUACUAAGUUGAAGUCAUCCAGCAGAUACUAAGUCGGUGGAAAACACCAGUGGGAAAGAACACAAUGGCAGAGUUGAGUCCCACCGCAGGGGAGAGUAACUACUCCCAAGAUAUUCAAGUGGAUGAGAAGCUUGUUCCCAAGAAAGGUCUGAGCUUAUGUUCCACUCGCUAUGGGAUAGCCCUCAUCAUACAUGUCUGCAACUUCAUAGCAGCGGCACAGAGUACUGUCAUAAACAUCACCAUGGUAGCCAUGGUCAACACCACAGACCAUCAGUUCCAGUUUAAUGGCUCCACUGAGCAGCUGCCUGGUGGCCCAAAUAAUGCCCCAGACAGUCUUCCUGCAGAGGCUCCUACGUAUGACUGGAGUCCUCAAAUCCAGGGCAUCAUCUUUGCUUCUGCUGCCUAUGGCAUGACUCUGACAAUGGCUCUUAGUGGAUACCUGGCUGGAAGAGUAGGAACAAAGCGAGUGGUUGGUGUUUCUUUGUUUGCAUCCUCACUCCUCAUUAUCUUCAGUCCUCUGGCAGCUGAGCUUGGACUAAUUUCCCUCAUAGCAACUCGAAUGGUCCAGGGGCUAGUCCAGGGGUCAAUAUUUGGGGGUCAGAAUGCGCUUUGGGAGAGAUGGGGUCCUCCACAUGAACGAAGCCGACUCUGCACCAUUGCUUUAUCAGGAAUGCUGCUGGGAACCUUCACCAUCACCCUCGUGGGUGGCCUCAUCAGUCAAACCCUUGGGUGGCCUUUUGCUUUCUAUAUCUUUGGAGGCAUCGGCUGUGUCUACUGCCCUUUCUGGUUUAUUCUGAUUUAUGAUGACCCCGUCUCUCAUCCAUGGAUAAACGUCACAGAAAAAGAAUAUAUCAUAUCCUCCUUGGCCCAACAGAUACAUGUCAGCUCUCAAAAGCAGCCUCUUCCCAUCAAGGCCAUGCUCAAGUCUCUACCCCUUUGGUCCAUCUGUGUCUGCUCUUUCGGCCAUCAGUGGCUAGUUGCCAUACUGAUUACAUACACACCAACUUAUAUCAGCUCUGUGUUCAGUGUUAACAUCAGAGAUAAUGGGCUCCUGUCUGCCCUUCCUUUUAUCAUUGCCUGGGUCAUUGGUAUCCUGGGAGGCUACCUGGCAGAUUUCCUCCUGACCAAGAAUGUUAGGCUCGUUACUGUGAGGAAAAUUGCCACAUUUCUAGGAAAUUUCCCAUCUUCGGCGCUGCUUGUGGCUCUGCCUUACCUUCCCCCUAGCUACAUCACGACAAUGACCUUCCUAACACUCUCCUGUGGACUAAGCCCCUUAUGUCAGUCAGGGAUCUAUAUCAAUGCCUUAGAUCUUGCUCCAAGAUAUUCCAGUUUUCUCAUGGGAACCACAAGGGGAUUAGCAAACAUAGCAGCUCUCCUGGCACCCACUGUCAGUGGGUUUCUCCUCAAUCAGGACUCUGAAUUUGGGUGGCGAAAUGUCUUCUUGUUGUUGUUUGCCAUUAACCUCUCAGGACUGAUCUUCUACCUUAUAUGUGGAGAUGCAGUUGUCCAAGACUGGGCAAAAGGGAGGAAACUUACUCGUUUAUGAAGUUACUCCAUCUUGAUAUGAUGGAAAGUCACCGGACAUCUUUCUUCACAAAUGAGAAGCCUAUGGUGAUGAACACACCCAAAGAAUUUCAUUUGCUGCAGUUCUUUUCAAAUCUGAGAUCAGUUCUUUAUGUUACUAAGAUUUAUUUUUGAGGAAAAUAUAAGACAAAUGAAAAUUCAAAUAAAGUGAUAGCCAAGAACAAAAUUGUCAUCUUCAUAGAAUCACCAGUGGAAUUGGAGGAAUGGCUAUAUCAGAGUCAAUAGGCCAGACUCGGGAUCCCUGGGUGGCGCAGCGGUUUGGCGCCUGCCUUUGGCCCAGGGCGCGAUCCUGGAGACCUGGGAUCGAAUCCCAUGUCAGGCUCCCGGUGCAUGGAGC